UGGUACGCUUGCUGGCGUUUGUGUACCCUGAAUAUCGACGUUUUUAAUACGUACUCGAAGACUGUUGUGCGCUAAAUCGCUAAAUGCGCUGAUAUUUAUGUUGUACGCCAGGUGACGCAGAUGGUCGUUGCGAGCAAAAUGGCGGAAAGCAAUGACUUGUCAGCAUCCCAAACAGAGAAACUGCUACAAUUUCAGGAUCUCACAACGAUAGAAGACCUCGAAAGGUGUAGGGAAAUACUAGACAGGCACAAUUGGGACCUCGAGGUCGCUGUUCAAGACACUUUAAAUAUCCAGGAGGGUUCACCGUCUGUCUACUUGCCACCUUCUAGUCGGCAGCCAUCAGUAGUGGUCGAUCACGCGGACCAAAGGUUCUUCUACUCUGUCCAGAGCUGGCGGCCCAGUGGUCUUCUGGGAUGGGGCAAAUUCAUCAUCACCUUCCCCUUCUGCUUCUUCUACAGCACCUUGUUAAGCAUCAUGCGGUAUGCAUGGAGCAUCAUUUGGCCAGGACCGAGAAGAUUGGGCACAGAUCCCCUGGCUGAUGUGUUGAACUUUAUCCAAAGCUUUGAGACCAGAUAUGGGAGCAAUCAUCCAGUCUUUUAUCAGGGCACAUACAGCCAGGCCCUGAAUGAUGCAAAGCGUGAACUGAAGUUCCUUCUCAUCUACCUGCAUGGCGAUGACCACCAGGACACGCCAAACUUUUGCAGGGAUGUGCUGUCGUACCAGCCACUGGUGAACUUAAUCAAUGGUCAGAUGCUUUUCUGGGCGUGUUCUGUCAACUACUCCGAAGGUUACCGAGUGUCGCAGGCACUGCGGGAGAACACAUACCCAUUCCUGGCGAUGAUAGUUCUGCGGGACCACCGUAUGACGGUGGUCGGCCGCCUCGAGGGCCUCAUGGAGCCGGACACGGUUAUUGUGCGGCUGCAGCAGAUCAUGGCCGACAACGAGGCUGCCCUUAUAACAGCUCGCAUGGAGAGGGACGAGCGGUCCCUGACGCAGAGCUUGCGGCAGCAGCAGGACGAGGCCUACCAGGCCUCGUUGCUCGCCGACCAGGAGAAGGAGCGGCGGCGCCUAGAGGAGGUCAGGCGGCAACAGGAGGAACAGCAGCGCCAGCAGGAGCACGCCCUUCAGGAACAGCAGAAGAAAGAGGAGAUUCAGCGUAUGAAGCUUGAGCUGGUGGACCAGAUCCCUGAAGAGCCACCAGAUUCAGACCCUGGAAGCAUUCAUCUCGUCAUCAAGCUGCCAACAGGAACACGUCUCGAGAGGCGGUUCAGGCGGUCACAGUCACUCAAGUAUCUGUACUUUUACGUAUUCUGCCAAGCGGACGCGCCCAACAGCUUUGAGAUCAUCACGAACUUUCCACGACGGACACUGCCCUGUGAGCCCACGCGUGAGUGCCCGGAACCGCCAAGCUUUGCCGAGCUUGGACUUGGGAAGACAGAGACGGUAUUUGUCCACGACCUGGAGGCGUGAGCAUCACCUACUCGCAAGACUGUGCUCCGGCGCUCUAGGUUUUUUUUUUCUUUCUCUUGCCACUGCCGCUGCUGCUGGUUCUCCCUGUUCUUCUGCUGGCAUAGCUGGUAACGGUUGGCUGCACACAUCAAAAACGCCUGUAUUGCAUCAUCGUUCUGGGCGUUAGUCAUCAUCAUCGUCGUCACGAGACCUCGUUCACUCUUGUGCCGCGCGCAGUUGUGAGUUCGUUCUCGGGCUGUCUUUGAGCACUCUCUUUCUCUCUGCUCUUUUUUCUUUAAUGUUUCAAGGGACGGGGAAAACAUAGUUUCCUACUGAGAUCACUAGAGGGAACUGGGAAUGAUGGUUAAUAUACAUGGAUGCCUCUGAUCUUUGUA
Messenger RNA from Dermacentor albipictus, 1844 nucleotides. It is a transcript of the gene Faf2, whose product is annotated as Fas-associated factor 2. The record is from RefSeq and is a predicted model, not a curated record. Gene Ontology annotation, molecular function: ubiquitin binding. Gene Ontology annotation, cellular component: endoplasmic reticulum. Lineage: Eukaryota; Metazoa; Arthropoda; Arachnida; Ixodida; Ixodidae.